Molecule: messenger RNA, 1838 nt
Organism: Andrographis paniculata
Lineage: Eukaryota; Viridiplantae; Streptophyta; Magnoliopsida; Lamiales; Acanthaceae
Product: cis-muuroladiene synthase-like
Exons: 6
Coding region: 11-1678 (555 amino acids)
Biological process (GO): diterpenoid biosynthetic process
Molecular function (GO): terpene synthase activity; magnesium ion binding
Source: RefSeq, a predicted model, not a curated record
UUUAUUUACAAUGGCUGGAAAAUUUGUGCAGGCAACUUAUCCUUCAGAUGAUAUCAGCCGGCGGAGGCUUCCCAUCGAAAAAUUUGCACCGAGUAUCUGGGCUGAUACUUUCACUUCAUUCUCCUUCGAUAUUCAGGCACAAGAAAAGCGUUCCAAAGCCAUCGAAUCUCUCAAGGAAAAAGUUAGAGAAAUGAUCAUUGCUGGAGGAAGUAAUCAUGAACUGAAUGAGAAGCUAAUAUUAAUCGAUACCGUGGAGCGUUUAGGAUUGGCGUAUCACUUUAAGCAUGAAAUCGAGGAGCAACUCGAAAGCAUCGCUAGCAAUCUCUCGGAACACAACGACUUAUACACUUCAGCUCUACGGUUUCGAAUUCUUAGACAGCACCACUAUCUUGUUUCUUCGAGUGUAUUUAACAAAUUUAUGGAUCAAGAUGGGAAGUUUGAUGAGAUACUCAGUAGAGACGUGAAGGGAUUGUUGAGCUUAUUCGAAGCAUCACAGGUGAGGAUUCAUGGAGAAGAUAUUAUGGAAGAGGGAUUAGCUUUCACUACCCAUCAUCUGAAUGCUUUAGCACAAACAUUAGACUGUCCACUUCAAGACCAAGUAAAAAGAGCUCUAGAGCAUCCACUUCAUCGAAAUUUUUCAAGAAUAGAAGUGCGCAAAUACAUUUCUUUCUAUGAAAAGGAUUGCUUGCACAACAAAGUGAUUCUGGAAUUAGCCAUGCUGGAUUUCACUUACUUGCAAAAUUUGUACAAGAAAGAGCUUUGUGAUCUUUGUAGGUGGUGGGACAAUAUUGAUCUCAUGUCGAAGCUCACGUAUGCCAGGGACAGGGUGCCAGAGAUCUAUGUUUGGAGCUUAGUAGUUUAUUUCGAACCCAAAGACUCACUUAGUCGAUUGGCGGUUGCUAAAUGCACAAUAAUAGCCUCAAUAUUCGAUGAUAUGUACGAUAACUAUGCAACUGUUGAAGAAGCCGAAGCCUUUACAAAGAUUUUAGAAAGGUGGGAUAUUGAUGAAAUGGAUCGACUUCCCGACUACAUGAAAAUUGUCUAUAAAUUCAUAUUGAGUACAUAUGAAGAAUUUGUAUGUGAGGCAUCGAAACGAGGAAGACUAUUUGCAGCUCCCUAUGUUAGAGAAGUGAUUAAAGAACUUAGCCGAGGUUAUAACAACGAGCUUAAGUGGUUUCUCGGUGUACAAAUGCCCACACUUGAAGCCUACAAUGCGAACAUCAUUAUUACAAGUGUGGUAUUUUUACUAACCACGCCGGCUUUGUUAGGGAUGAAAUCUGCAACAGAUGAAGUAUUUCACUGGCUACUCAAUAGGCCUAAACUUGUCCUGGCAGCUGCUAGGAUUGGUCGACUUCUAGAUGACUUGGGCUCGGAUAAACGCGAGGGCCGAGAAGGGCAAAUGCUCACGGCAGUCACCAUGUAUAUGAAACAACACGGCGUAACAAAGCAAGAAGCAUUGAACAAAUUUGCUGAAAUUGUUGAAGAUUCAUGGAAGGACAUUAAUUCAGAGUGGUGUAACUUGCCUUCCUACAUUCCUCGUGAAGUCGCAAAUUUGCCUCUCAACUUUGCUCGAGCAUCAGAGAUUUUUUAUAAGAGCUCGGAAGAUGGAUACACAAGUCCUGAGAAGGGUAUGGCUACACAGAUGGCUGAUCUCCUUGUACUUCCCCUAAUCGUUUGAUUCAUUUGUGAUUAUGAAUAUAUGGAUGUUCCAAAAUGCUAGUUAUUUUUGCAAUAUACAUGAUGAGAGUGCAGGCCUCAUAUUUGUUAGUUUGGCAUUUACUUCUAUGGAUUCUGUUGUUUUUUUGUGGAUUUAAUCGAAUGAAAAUGUGAGUGUGAAA